CGCCAUAUCGUGAGUGGUGAAGAGUUACACAACAGAUGAGAUUCGAAAACCUGAGAUUUUUAAGACGAUUGUGUCAAUGAAUUUAAAAGGUCAAUAUGGCGGAGGAAAAACCAAAGGAAACCGUACUACAAUACCAAUUAGAAAUGAUACGGCAGUUACGUGAUUUAUUUUCAAAAGAUCAGUUUCUCUACAUUUGCAAAGAGUUCCUGUUAAUGAAGUAUGUUACUGCAAACGAUACUGACGACAAAACAGGAAUGGAAGAUCUAUUUAUGACUUUGAAGAAGAAGGGAGUCGUCAAACUUGGGGAGUAUAGACGUGCCCGUGAUAUUCUUGUUCAUCACAACGUGGAAGCAGGAGAGAUCAUUGACAAGUAUACAACACUGAUACAUCAAGAAAGUGCAGGUUUAUCAAAAGCUAAACGAACGCGGACUGGAGCUCAGCAAGAGCAUGGACAUUCCUCAGGACACUCCAAAGCCAAAAAACAGAAAACCAGCGUUUGGAAGCAAGAGGGAAGCCAUGAUUGGAAUAACAAAAGCUAGAAUUGAAGAGGAAAUGAAGAAUAUAUUCAUAGUCACCAAAGGUUUUCAAGAUGCUAAAGAAAAGCUCCAAAAAACUGGAGUAGUAGUUAUCAAGGGAAACACUGGGGAUGGCAAAACAACCAUUGCUAUGCAACUCCUACAUUGGCUUAUGGAAGAACAGCCAAGCAGACAGCCCCUUCAACUUCAUGACAUUACAGAUUUUGAUUUAGCGCCUCCUAAAACACAAUUAAUUACAUUUGUCGAUAACAUGUUUGGAGAGAAAGAUGUGUAUGAUAGAGAUGUUGCAGAGUGGAACAAAAGGAUCAAAUCUGUUCUUCCAGCACUUUGUGGGAAUAAACAAAAACAGGCAAAUUUUCUGGUCAAAUCAAUUCGUAACGAAGUUUUUAACUCUUUGAAAAGAGAUUCAUUAGAGAAUGUUUUUGUUGGAUCUAACACAGUUGAUAUAAGCUCUAAAGAUUACAAAGUUGAAAAGGAAAAAAUGGAACUUUUAGACUUGUACAAACCAUUACAUGGUGACUUUUCAUGGAGAGAUAAUGAAAAGAAAGCAAUAGUCCUCUGUGAACCAGGAAUUGGAUUCCCACAAUGCUGUAAGCUGUUCAGAGAUUUUCCAGAAUUGCAGAAAGAUAGAGUAAAGUUUUUCGAGAAGCCUUAUUAUUUUCUAAACGGGGUCUUGUCAAAAUUAGGUGAGUGUUCUGCACUUUUGUUUCUUUUCCUAAAUGGGGGGAAAAUUAGGUCAAAGGAUCUAGAUCCUAACGGGGACAAAGUCAACAAAACAUUGCUAGAAGAAUCAUUUGCGAUAGGGUCAAUGCAUGUUGGAGAUUCAAAAAUUGCAUCGACAGAUUUCAAUCAAAAAAUUGGAUAUGUGCAGAAAAGUUUAGACUCCUUUUCGGGAUUUUUGGUGGCAAAAGAUACAUGUAGAUUAAGUGGCGAUUUUGUGUACAGCUUUUACCAUUACUCGGUACAGGAAACGGUGUCACUUCUGUAUCAGCAUACCACACCUAUUGGCUUCAUACAGAAUUGUCCACGAACAUGCUUAUACAAUCUUACUACCUCAAAAACCUCUUCACACCGAAUGGUAUUACUACCUGAUCAUUAUUCAUACAUGUAUGAUCGUGUACUUCGGGAGUUUGAUAGCACAGAUCCACGUGAUUAUAGCAUUGACUAUCUGCGUGUUUGGACUAAUGAUCAAUUUAUGAAAGGGUUUAUGAGUUGGCUGGAUGAUAAAAGUCUUGACAAACUUGAUGUUGUGAAUAAAGCAUGUUCUGCUCAUGCAACGAAAUGUGCUUUAUAUCUUAUGUCCAAGGGAAUAAUACCUGACAAUUUCGCAACAUUUUGGUCUUUGAUUGAGAAAUAUUCGUACUGCGAAGGUGGUUUUGUAGGAGAUGUCGAUGUACUAAAGGAAAUUUUCCCAUAUUUGAACGAUGAGAUGAAACUCCCCCUGUUUAAUGAAGCAUGUGAUUGUUCAGAUGAAUGUGUUUUAUAUCUUCUUUCUAAAGGUGUACAACCUGGCAAAGGCACAGAUUUGCCGAGCUUGUUUGAAUCAUAUCCAUAUAGGCAAGACGACCAUGAUAAUAAUUUCAGUGUAUUUCAGGCAGUUGUUGGAUAUGUGAAUGAUGAGGUGAAAGUUGAAUUGUUGGACUACGCAUUUGACUUUUAUUCACCUGGAUAUGUUUUUUAUCUUCUUCGUCAGGGUGUCAAACCUAGCAAGUUUACAUCACUGUGGUCAUUUAUCGAGGAAGAUAAUGAUUCAUGUUAUUAUGAUGAAUGGGAAAGAUGGGAUAUGCUUGUAAACAUAUAUUUUAUGGUGGAUGAUGAUAUCAAAUCUAACUUGUGGAAACAAGCAUGUUCUUACGGGCCAAUGGACCCUGUUUUGAAACUUUUGAAACAGAAUUUGGGUACAUGUAUUGACAUAGACGCAUUUUGGUCGGGGCUUCAGGGGGUUAAUCAGGAAGAGAUACUUAUGGAAGUUGUUGUAAACCUAGAUGAUCAAAUGAAAUUAGAGUUGUUGCAUAAAGCCUGUUCUACUCAAACAGAAGAAUGUGUCUUGGAAUGUCUUCUAGCUGAUGAUGUGAAAUGUGAUGAGAACACGCCGUUUUGUGUUGUGAAAAGAAAAUGUAUGAAUGUGCUUAAAAACAUUGUCAAUGAUUUGACUGAUGAUAUCAAACUUUUUCUGUUAAAUGUAGCAUGUUAUAUUGGUUAUGAAGAAUGUGUUUCAUAUCUUCUAUCCGGGGAUGUAGAAUGUAAAGAGAACGCGCCAUUUUGUGUUGUGAAAAGGGGGAGUGUGAAUGUGCUUCGAUCGAUCAACAAGGAUUUGAGAGAUUCGAUCAAACCUGUACUGUUAAACCUAGCAUGUUAUACUGGAUCAGAAGAAUGUGUCCUGUUUCUCCUAUCAGAGAGUGUGGAACCUGAAACUAUAACGCCAUUUUAUUCCGUAAAGGGGGGAAAUGUAAAUGUAUUACGUAAACUGUUGGAAUAUGACAUCACUCUUUCAACAAGAGCAUACAAGUCAAAUAAUUCAUCUUAUCAUGUUUGCAAUAUUAAUGUCCUGCACGAGGCAUGCUUGUUAGAAAAGGAAGAAAUGGUGGCAGUGCUAUGCGACACUUGCAACAUUUUGGCUCAUGGAACGGAUGAGUUAAAACGAAGCUCGCUUCAACAUGUUGCAAUGACAGGGAACUUUCAAAUAUUUCAAAUAGUAGAAAGAUCUGUCAUGAAAUCCUUGAGUAGAGAUGAGAAUAAACACAUGUGUGAAUCAGUAAAUGGUCGCGUGGUCCACAAAAUGUGUGUGUGUGCUAAGUACAUGGAACGGUUAGUGGAUGUAUGUGGAUGGACAGUGUUACAUGAAAGUUGUGUAAGAGAAAACAAAGAGCUUUGCUUAUAUUUGUGUCAGUCGUACCCAGCGCUAACUGCAGUUGUAGAUAAAGACGGCCGUCAUUGUCUACACUACUUAGCCGAAUGGAUGUCAGUUGAAACGUUCACUGAUUGUGAAACCCAGGUAAAACAGUACCUAGAAUCAACAGGACGUAGGUAUGACAUUACAACCAUACUUGACAAUAACGGGAGAACAGUGUUGCAUGAGGCUUGCAUGAGUGGACACAUGGAACUUUGUUUACACUUUUGUCAAUCGUACCCAGAACUAACCGCAGUUGUAGAUAAGUAUGGGGGUCAUUGUUUACAUUACAUUGCUAUGUCACGCACGUCUAACGUAGAAAUGUUCAAUGAGUGUGAAACCCAUGAAAAACAAUAUCUAGAAUCAACAGGACGUAAACAUGAUAUCACAACCAUACUUGACAAGCAGGGAAAAACUGUGUUAGAUAAAGCAAAGUACCAGGAGGGGGUUAACAAUCAUUUGUAUGACCAUCUUUUGGAUGAAUUUCUUAGUUGUAUUUAAAGGGAAUUUCGUUCGGUUUCGACAUUGUAGACAUUCAAACGUUUUAACAGCUGCAGUUCACUAAAUGCAAACAUAUUCACAUGAAUCCGUGUCUUUUUAUCAUAUAUUGAACUGUUGAUAGUGUCAUUUUUACCAUAUGUUGUAUAUUCAAUAUUGUCAUUUCUAUCGUAUUUUGUACAGCCAAAAAUGUCAUUUUUGUUGAAUAUUGUACCGUCAAUAACGUAAUUUUUAUCAAAUAUUGUAUCGUUAAUAGCGUCAUAUUUUGUGAAGUGUUGGACUAACGUUUUUGAGGCCUAAAGUUAAAAUGUUUGGCAAGGUUUUUGGUGAGGUGUUGGACCAACACUAUUAAUAGGCUGUUGUCUAUUAUAAGGUUGAAAUAUAUAUAAGAUGUGUUAGCAAUGUUCUGAACCAUAUUUUCAUAUUUUAAGGGCCAAAAAACAUUUUUUUAUGACUUAGUUAAUUUCUCUUAAGCAUGAGGUUAAAGUUAUUUGAUAAGUUGUUUUGUGUAGUUUCUGAACCAUAUUUGUAUAUUUUAGAAGCCAGAAACACCUUAAUUGGACGCGGUAAACAUUUUUGUGGAAGUUUGCAUGUGUAGUGUCGGAUCGGUCCCCACCAUCAUUACAUAGUUGACUAUUUCACGUUGUCUGGUCAUCUCUUCUUCUGAAAUGUACUACAUGCUAAGGUACAGCGAAGCCUUGUUAUAUUGCCACCAUUUAAAAAAAAAAACAUUGACAUUAUCAAGGGGAUGGGCAAUAAUUGAGGUAAACGUAUACAGAAAACAUUAAGAAAAACACAAUUUAAUGGACCUGAAAAUAUGUUGGUGGUUAGCGAGGAGGCAAAUGACAUGACUGCCACUAUAUCAAGGUUUUACUAUACCUGUGUUUCUUUUGAUAUUUGCUAUUGUAAACCAAAUAUCAGUAAUAGGCGAACUAUGCUGCUCUCCAGCAGCUCUUCUUAUUAAAUAUUGUACCGUCAAUAGUGUCAUUUUUAUCAAAAUUGUACCGUCAAAAGUGUAAUGUUUUAUCGAAUAUGGAACAGUCAAUAGUUUUUUUUUCAAAGUUGUACGUCAAUAGUGUAUUUUUUAGCUCAACUGGUACGAAGGACCAUGGUGAGCUGAUGCCAUACUGCAGCGUCCGCCGUCCGUCCGUCAACUGUACCUUUAAAACGUUUUUUUGUCCAGAACGGCCCAGUAAAUUUUGACUAAUGUUUGCUUUUUGUUGAGGUUUAAGGGAUAUAAACCUCAAUGGGUUUUGCGACAAAUUUUAUGAACUGCGAUUCUAUCCUUAUAUUGACAUUCAGUGCGAUAUUGAUAUUUUAUGGAUAAUUUUAACAUAUAUCGGUCUUGUGUAAGUGUAACACCUCGGGAGGUAUCGAAGCAUAUGAUGUCAUCAUCCAUUGUGAGAUGUCGUCCUGGUUAGAUAAAUAAGUUGAUUGCAUUGAUUACAACGAAAAAACCAAAAAAAGGUGUUAACUGUAUUUCUUUAAUUCAAUUAAAAAUGUCUGACAAAAAAACCUACAAUCCAUUAAUUAAUAGAACUACUUCCCGCGCUCUGAGUAAUCAGGUUGAUAACAUGCUGGUGAAUUCAUACGCAAACUGAAAAGUUCAUUGCAAAAUAACCUUUCAACGUGUCUAGUAGGUAUAUUGAGUCCAAGUUCAGUAGAAAUGUCAAUAUAUAGCGAUUGUGUCAUGCAAAUGUGUAUAAAUAUUGCGGCAGAGCAAUUUCUUGAUACUUAUCUUUCAUAUGUAAUAUUAACACAUAAUUUGUAAUGUUUGUUUCUGUAUCUUCAUAAUGUAUAUGAAUUGUAUUUACUUGCAUUUUGUUUAUAAAC
Messenger RNA from Mizuhopecten yessoensis (Yesso scallop), 5757 nucleotides. RefSeq lists its product as uncharacterized. Lineage: Eukaryota; Metazoa; Mollusca; Bivalvia; Pectinida; Pectinidae. The record is from RefSeq and is a predicted model, not a curated record. Bases 448 to 3927 code for a protein of 1159 amino acids. The transcript is spliced from 6 exons. Gene Ontology annotation, molecular function: protein binding.